AUGAAUAAUAUCAAUUAUGAUGAAGAACUGAGAACAACACACUUUUACCAGAAUAUACCAAAGUCCCAAAGAAAUGAAUAUCCAAUAUUUUUAAAUAAAGAAAAAACUAAUGAACAUUUAAAAAGUAAUAAUAGUAUUGAUCUAAACUAUAGUUUUUCUAUUAAUAACUAUGAUAAUGUAAUAAAAAUGAAAGAGAAAAAAGAAUUAAAUCAGGUACUCCUAAAUUAUGAAUUAGGGACACAAAGGAUGGAAUGUUUUGUUGGAAUAGAUAAUGAAAAUGUUCUUUAUAUAAAGGAAGAAUAUAUAAAUCAUAUUAAUAGUAAAAAUAUCCUUGUAAUAAUAAACCUAUAUGUUUGUAAUUUAUUUUAUCAUUUAAAGAAUAUAGGUAAAAAUAUCCAUAAUCUUUAUUUGUCCUUUGAUAAAAUCGUUUCUCCUUUUCAUUUCAGUUUUAAUAAUAACUUUUGUGAAAAAUGCAUUUCGAAUGACAAUCAAAAUUUUACCUGUACAGAAAAUAAUAAUUCUGACUUUUCUGAACAAAGUGAAAAAAAUUCUGAACAGGCAAGGAGAAAAAAAAAAAAAAAUUACAAAGAAUCAAUAUCUUCACAUAAUUACAAUAAAAGAAAUAGUGAACACACAUUUAUACACACGUGUAAAAAAAAACAGAAGAAUGAAUAUCUUCCUAAUGUGUUAAUUUUAUGGUGUAAACGAGUAAAGAAUGUAAUAAAUAUUUAUAAUAAUAAUAAUAAAAAGAAUAUUAAAAUUAAGAAAAGAAAAAAAAAAUUGGAACAGAACGAUAAUAAUUCAAAUAGUUUAUUUUGUGAUGAAAAAAGUAGAUAUCGCAUAAAUGAAUGUAUUAAUACCUUAACAGAUGUAUUAUUUAAUAAGAAAAAUUUGGAUAUAUUUAAGAAUAUUCAUUUUGUUUUUCCGAAGGAAAAUUCUUCUUUUACAAAUAAAAUAAAACACAUUGAAUCAAAAAGAAAAAUUAAAAAAAUUUCAAAAGAAAAAUUACCUGUUGAUAAAAAUACAUCUACACAUAUAAAUGGAUAUAAUAAUACAGAUUCUUUAUUAUUCAUAGAUAAAGAUACACUUAAUUAUAAUUCAUAUGAUGAUGAUGAUAUAGAGGAAAUAACCGACUUAUAUAUAAUUAAUUUUAUAAAAUGUAAAAUUGAAGAUUAUUUUAAAAAUGUGGAAGUAAAAAAAUUUUGGAAUAUUAUAAAUGUGCAGUAUUUAACAAACUUUGAUUAUAAAUAUCCAUACAAUAAAAGGACGAAUGAAAAGACAUUUUAUAAUUCUAAUAAAAAUUUUUAUGAAUCUAUUUAUGAUUAUAUUCAAAUUAUAAGGAAAACGACCGUUAAGAAAGAUAUAAAAAUAAAUGAAAUAUCUAAAAAUUGUGAUGAAAAUAAUAUUAAUAAAAAAGAAGAAAAACAAGUAACAAGUGCUAAAAGCCCUACUUUAGAAAAGGGUAAAAUUUUAGAUAAAGAAUUUAUUUUAAAAGACAUGUUCAAUAAUCCUAUAAAAAAUUACCAUAUAAAUGAAGUUCAAAUUUAUUUAAGUAAUUAUGAUAAUAUAUUUUUAAAAACAAUUAUGCGUUUUUAUCUUUUAUUAAAUUUUUCUAUAGAACUGUUGACAAUCCUUUAUGAAGAUAUUGAUUUAUAUUCUAUUCAUAUAUUUUCUUUGUAUGAGAAAUUAAAUGAAUAUAUAUAUAAUGAACAGCAACUUUGUAAUGAAAAAGGAAAUUUUGAUAUUCAUCAAAUAUAUCAAAGUGAAGAUAAAGAAAAUAACUUGAGUCAUUUUUUUAAAAAUAACAUUUCUGAAAUGACUAGAAUGAAAAAUAAUAAUGAUGAUACAUUUCAUUUUAUAAAUUCUAAUUUAGAUGAUGGUUUAAAUUGUGAUAAUAAAAAUAAUAAUAUGAGUAAUAAUAAUAAUAAUAAUAAUAAUAAUAUGUAUAAUUUUUUAUUUCAUAAAAAUAUCAAUCAUAAUAUUUUCCCAUUCAAAGAAAAAAAGUUAGAUUGGUUUGUUUUCUUUUUAUUAAAGAUAUUAAUGAGAAAAUUAUACUUUGAUAAACAUGACAAUGAUAAUUAUUAUAUUAAAAAUAAUGAUAAUAAUGAUUAUAGUUAUAAAAUGAGCAUAAGAGAGAAAGAACAUCAGAACCUUCUCAAUUGUUUAAAUGCAGAAAAAUAUAAAGAAAUCCAAAAAGAAAUAAAAGCAUUAAUUAAGUAUACUUUAGAAAAAAGUAAAAUACAUUUUGAGCCUAUUCUUAAUUAUUUACUAAAUAUUUAUAAUAAAUAUAAUAAAAAAAGAAAAGAACUAAAUAAUAACAAUAAUAAUAAUAAUAAUAAAAUUGUUAAUUCAAAAUAUGUAUCUAUUCUAAAAAAAAAUUUUCUUUUAUAUUCAUUAAAUUUUUACACAUUAAAAUAUUUUUCACGUCGUGAUUUAUAUGUAAACAUGAAUAGCUUUUAUAAACCAAGACGUAAAAAAUACGAAUUAAAAAUUCCAAGGUAUAAUAAUAAAAUGAAAGAGAAAAUGAAUAAAUUUAAAAAGUAUGUAAGGACAUUUCAUUCUUUAAUAAUAAAAAUACAAGAAGUAACAAAUGAAUCCAGACAACAAUAUAAUGAUAACAAUUUGAAUAGUUCUAGAGGUAUAUUUUUCAAAAUAAACAAAUUUAUAUUAUUAAGAAAAAGUAGAAUGAUAUAUUUAAGACAAUUAAAAAAAAGGGUCUAUUCUUAUUAUUCGUUGAUACCUAUAUAUGGUAAUAUACAACGGACAGAAAAGAAACGUAACAAGAAAAUAUUUGGAGGUGAUAUGAAAAGGAAGAAAACUAAAAAGAAUAAAAAGAAGAACUUACCAAAAAAAAAAAAUAAAAAUAAAAAUAAAAAAAAUAAAAAUAAAAAUAAAAAACAAAAUAAUAAUAGUAAUAGUAGUAGUAGUAAUAGUAGUAGUAGUGGUAGUAAUUAUAGUAGUAAUAAUACCAGUUACAACAUAAAGAAGGAUAUUUUUUUUGAUGAAGGUAUGCACAAGAAUUUUUUUAUAAAAAUAUUAAAUAUUAUAAAAAUAAAAGAAAAAGUUUCCGAAAUUGUUAAAAGCAAAAAUACAAUUUAUAAAAAGUUAGUUAAAAAAAUUAAUGAGAGAAAUUAUAUAUAUACAGAGAAAUUGAAUAAGAAGAAAUUAGAAAGUUAUGAAUAUUAUUAUAAUGUUUUUAUAAAUUUAUUAAAAAUAGUAAAGAAUCAAGAUCAAAUUAUUAUGAAUAUUUUAUUUAAUAUGUUGAAAAAUAUUAAUGAUCAUUUGAAUCUUUUUUAUAAAAAUAUAUGUCUUUGUAUUCCUUGUAAAAUAUCCGAAGAAAUAAAUGUUGAAAAUGUAAUGAAACAUAAAAUUGAAAUAAUAAAAGGUGAUACUAAUUUAUUUCACCAUUCUAAUAAUGAAAAUAUAAGACAUAUGAAUGAACAUGAGCAAGAGGUAAACCAUUCACAUAUAAAAAAAGGGGAUACAGAUAUUAUGGAUAUAAGUAAUAUAGAGAUGAACGAUAUAAGUGUAUAUAAUAAUAAUGAAUUUAAUAGUAACACAAUUGAUAAUCAUAUAUAUAGUAAUGAUAUUCAAGGUAAUAACCAACAUGAUAAUGAUCAAAUAGGAAGUAAUUCGAUAGAAUGUAACUCUUAUAAUAAGAUACAUGAAGGAAAUAAAAAUAAAGAUAAAAAUAAAUGUGAUAAUAAUAAAUGUGAUAAUAAUAAAUGUGAUAAUAAUAAAUGUGAAAAUAAUAAAUGUGAUAAUAAUAAAUGUGAAAAUAAUAAAUGUGAUAGUAACCCCCCUAGUAGUAAUCCACUCAGCACAUAUCCCCCUAGUAGUAAUCCACCGGGUAGUAACACAUAUAGUAUUGAUCUACAAAAUAAUACUUAUAGUAGUAAUUUAUAUAGUAGUAAUUUAUAUAGUAGUAACUUUUAUAGUAGUAAUUUACAUAGUAGUAAUUUACAUAGUAGUAAUUUAAAUAGUAGUAAUUUUAAUAGUAGUAAUUUAAAUAGUAGUAAUUUUAAUAGUAGUAAUUUUAAUAGUAGUAAUUUUAAUAGUAAUAAUUUACAUAGUAAUAAUUUGCAUAGUAGUAACUUUUUUAGUAGUAACCCACCUAAAAGUAUCAUUCCACAUAAUAACACAUUUAACCAUAAACUUAAUACAUAUAAUGAUGAGCACAUAUCAAAUAGCUGUGUUAAUAAUACAAAGGAUAUAUUAAAUACAUGUUGUAACACGUUAAAUAGUAAUUUAUAUAGUAAUAAUAUAAGUUGUCAUGCUUCUUGUAGUAACAAUGAAUUUAAUACAAAUACAAGCUCUGUUAUGGAUGAUAAAUCGAUGAAAUUAGAAAAUAGCAAUUCUAUAUUAUUUUAUAUAAAUAAUAAAAAGGAGACAGACAAUAAAAUAAAAAAGAGUUCGGAAUAUAAUUAUAUAUAUGAAAAAUUAAAUAAUAAUAAAAAGGAUAAAUGCAUAAAUUGUGAUUCAUUACUAAAUGAGGAUAUAAUAAGAAAACGAAAAAUGAUGUUAGAUAACUUUUUCGAUAUAGAUAAAUAUUAUAAAAAUAAGAAUGAAAGAAUUAAUUAUUUAAUAUAUGAUAUAAGUAUUUUAAAAGAUUAUUUAUAUAUAUAUUUAAAAAAAUAUUUUGAUGACAUUAUACUUUUAUUUGAAUAUUUUUUUUCUAUAUCAUCUAAUUUUUUUUGUAAUGACUUGUUUGAUAAGACUUAUAAGGAUAUUAGAAUAAUUGAAUCGAAUGAUUGUAAUAAUACAUAUAGUCAUAUUUCUAGUAAAGACAAAAUAUUGCAUGAUAUUUUUUCUUUAUCAAGUUAUGAUAAUUUUCAUAUAUAUAAUAAGGACGAUAGUGACAGUAAUAGUGACAGUAAUAGUGAUAGUAAUAGUGAUAGUAAUAGUAAUAGUGAUAGUAAUAGUAAUAGUAAUAGUAAUAGUGGUAGUAUUAAUGGUUGUGAUAAUAUAUUAUAUAGAAGAAAGGAUUAUAAUAAUCAUAUGUUUAUAAAAAGAAUGAAAUAUUUUAUAAAUAAUGAUAUAAUACAAUUUAUUAAUAAAGGUAUGAAUUUUAUAAAUAAUUAUGUAAAUUUAAAAAUAUAUAAUGUAGAAAAAUCUUUUCCUAUAUUAUUUCGAUUACUAAAGGUUAAUAAUUGUAAGGACCCUGUGUUUCUUUUUAAUAUCUUAUGGAGUUUGAUUUUAAAAUAUAGUAAAUAUUGUAGAAAAAAAUUAAUAAAAAAAAAAACCUUAAAUAAAUUAUCUAAUCAUGUGAAUAGAAACGAAAUAGAAAAGGAUUUUAUAUUUGAAAAAAAAAGAAAAAUAUUUUUAGAAAAAUUCGGUUUAAAUUAUUUAACAGCAAGUGAAGAUAUUAUUCUUUAUUUGAAAUAUAUUGUAUGUAUGUGUAGUGAUAGAAACAAAGACAAUAAUAAAAAUAAUGAUAAAAAUAAUGAUAAAAAUAAUAAUAGGAAUUAUGAUAAGAAUUAUGAUAAGAAUUGUGAUAAGAAUUAUGAUAAUGAUAAGGAAUGUAGUAAAUAUGGAAUGUUUAAUAUCCAUAAGAACAACUGCUAUUUGUUUAAGAAUCACUUUUACAAUUUAUUAAGCAAGAAAAAUGAAAAGAUAAAUGAUAAAUGUGACAUGCACAUUCUUAUGAGAAGAAAAAAUAGAAAAGGGGAAGAGAUUAAUGAAUAUAAAGAAGAGGGCAAUAAAAACAAUACUGAUAAUAAUAAUAAUAAUAAUAAUUAUAAUAAUAAUAUUGAUGGUUGUAACAAAGAUGAUGAUGAUGAUGAUAAUAAUAAUAUUGAUUGUUAUAAUAAUGAUGGUCUUUUAAAAGACAUCCGAAAUAAAUUAAUAAAAAAAUUAAACAGUAAAUAUAUUAUACAAGAUAAAAAUAAAAUAAAAAGAAUUCAGAAAGGAGAAAAAGAAAAAAAUGAUAAUUUAGCACUUGAGCAAUUAUCUAAUAUAUAUGAAAUUAUUCAUUCUAAUAAUUUAAAGAAAUAUGAUAAUAUAAAAUUAUUUCUUAAUAUAGAGAAAAAAAAGAAAACCAACCGUAAAAGAAAAUUUAUAUGUGAAGAAGAAGAUGAAAAAGAGGAUGAAAAUUUAUAUAUAAAAGAUAUUGAUAAUGAAAGUAUAAAUAUAAGGAAAAUAAAAAAAACAGUUAUUCAAUUUAUUGAUGAUAAUAAAUAUGUAUUUCCAUAUAUAUUCAAUACUUUGGAUAGUAACAUAUUAAGUAAAGACAUGUUUACAUAUGAGUAUAUGAAUUUAAAUACAAAUUUUAUGUUUUUUCAUUAUGUAAAUAAAAAUGAAUAUUCUUUUAGAAACUCCAUUUUGAAUUAUGUGUAUGGGUAUCCUUUAUUUUGUAUAAAAAAAAAAAAUACAAAUAAUCAAAAUAUGACAACAUAUAAAAAAGAUGGUAAUAUAAAUGAUAGUAUUAAAAGAAAUAAAUAUUAUGACAGUGAAAAAAACAACGAUAAAAUAAAUUAUGAUAAUAAUAAAAAAGAGGCUUCUGAUUUUAUGAAUAAGUAUAAUAUUUCGUAUAACCCUCCUCUUGAUACUUUUCUUCUUAAUAAUUCUGACUGCAUUAAAUCAAAGAUGAGCGAUUUUUCAAAUGAUAAGAUUAAAAUGUGUAAUAAAAAAAGUAAAAAGGAAAAGGAUGGUGUUCAUAAUAAUGUGAGAAUUAAUAGGGGUGAUACAACUAAUGGUAGCUAUAGUGACUACAUCAAUAAUAAGAAGAGUUAUAAUGAUAAAUAUGAUUGUAAUAAAUAUGAUUGUAAUAAAUAUAAUUGUGAUAAAUAUAAUUGUGAUAUAUAUAAUUGUGGUUGUAGUAACUUUAGUGAUACAUUCAAACAAAUGAGACAUAAUAUUAAUCAGAAGGAUAAAGAAUGUAAAAGGAAACUAAAGAAAGAAGAUAAUAAAAAGAAAAGGAAAUUUUUAAUAAAUAUUUUAAAAAAUGUAAAUAUAUAUAAUAAGAUACCUUUAAAAUAUAUUCAUCUAUGUGUUAUUGCUGAUAUAUUUAAAUAUUUAAAUUUACAUCAUAUUGUUAAAGAUAUAAUGCAGAAAUUAUAUGAAGAGAAAUUAAAAGAAAUCCAAGAAAAAUAUGAUGAUAAUAAUAAACAUUAUAUAGGUAAUAUAUUAUUAUGCUUUUUAUUAUAUUUUCAUUCUUUUCUAGAUAUAUUAUGUGGAUUAAGAGAUGGACAUUUUAUUAACAUGUCACAUGAUGAUCAUAUUUUUAAUAUAUUUAAUAAUUUCAAUGAUUUGAUAUAUAAUAAUGGAAAGAAUUAUUUUGUUUCCUCGAAAAAAAAAAGAAAAAAAAAAGAUGAAUAUAAAGGUGUAGAACAAAAUAUAUAUAUAGAUGAAAGUAAUAUUUAUAAACAUAUGAAUAGGAAGAAAAACAAAUGUUAUAUAUAUUUAAAAAAUAAAUAUAGUAAACGAGGAAAUUAUUUAUGGUUAUUAGAAAAGAAAGAAAAAAAUGAUAUAUCAUCUUAUGUUGAUAAUAUAUGGAUACAUUUUUUAAAGAGCUCAAAUGAAGAAAAGAGUGAAAAGGAUAACACAAUAAAUAUAUCAUACAAUUUGAUAACAUUUUUAAAUAACUAUAUAGAUUAUAAUUAUUCGUUUUUAAAUAAUUGUAGAUUAGAUAUAGAUGAAAAUAAAAGUAAGAAUUAUUUGUAUAUCUUUUGUAAUGAGGAUAAUAAAAAAAUGGUUACACCUGAUGAGGAAUAUGAUAUAAAAGAGGAUAAUACAUGUUUAUAUAAAUAUUUAAAUAUAAGUAUUUAUAAUAUUGAUGAAAAUGAAUCAUAUAAUAGAUCUGUUUUAUAUUUAUCUCAUUUGAAUGAUUGCUCAUAUAAGUUCAUUUUAAAUGAUACUGAAGAUAAUAUAUUUUUUAAUUACGAACUUGUUGAAAAAAGAAAUAUAUGUGAUAUAGAAAUAGAAGGAUGUGUAAAGAAUAAAAAUAUAAAUAUAAAUGAUAUAUAUAAAAAAGAGAAUAAUUUUUAUAAUAUUAAAGAAUGUAAUUGUUGUGAUAAUAUUUUGUGUGAUAAAUCUGAAUUGAUUAAACUUUUAUUUGAUAUUAUGAUAAGAUAUUUAAAUGAUAUGUUAGAUAAAAAAAAGAGGUGUUUACUUGAUGCUGUAAUAAAUUUUAAAAAUUGUAAAAAUGGCUUAGAAGAUAUAAAAUUUACAUAUAUGUUAAUAUAUUUAUUAAAUUAUAAAAAAAAACAAGAUAAAAAAUGUGCUAUAGUAAUAUAUAAAAAUUUAUAUUAUUUAUUAAUUGAAAAAUUAUAUUAUGAACAGAACAAUACAAUUAAUAGUGAACAAAUGAUAAAUUAUAUUUUUAAUUUAAUUAAAAUAGCUAGAAUAAUAAAAAUAAAAAAUAAAUAUAUGAAAAAAUUAUUCCAAAUGUUACAAAAUUAUAUAGAAAAAUUCAAUGAUUUUCAUUUCUAUCUUUAUAAUAAAAUAUUUCUUUUUAUAUAUGAAGAUACAAAAACAGAAAAUAAAAUAUUUCUAAAGACAUAUUUAAAUAAAUAUUUUAAUAAUAGAAAAAUUAUAUCACAUAUAUUUAAUCAUGUUUGGAUUAAUCCAAAAGAUUCCAAAUUUUUGUUAUCUCAAAAUGAAGUGAAUGAAAAGAAAAACGAUAACAAUAAAACUGAUCAGAUUAUAUCACCCAUGGUUUAUUCAGAGGGUAUAAAUGAAAAUAUGCAGAUAAUUAAAGGUAAUAAUAAUAAUAAUAUUAAUAUUAAUAGUAAUAAUAAUAAUAAUAAUGAAUAUUCAUGUAAUAUUUAUAAUAUGGAUCUUAUAAAAAAUGAAGAAGAAAGAUCAAACAAUAUAAACCUAAUGAAAUAUUCAAAUUGUAUAAAUGAUGAAAUAAUUAAAAAAAUAUCUUUAAAAUAUAAAAACUUAUAUUCGAGUGAUAGUAAUAGUAACUGCUCUUCUCAUGGACGUGUCUUUUUUAAAACUACAUAUGUAAAGCAUAAAAAUUAUAGAUUGUAUGAAAAAGAGAAAAAAGAGAUAUUUAUAAAAAAAUCAAAAGACAGAAGUGUAUUAUAUUAUAAGAAACAUAAUAAAAUUAAUGAUGAAAAGAAAAAACGGGAUAUUAAAAAAAAUUACAAUCAAAGUGGUAUACACAAUAAUUAUCAUAUAUUUUUUAACGAACAGGAUAAAAUUAGAAAAAAGGAAAAAAAAAAAAGAAAAAAGGAAAAUAAUAAUUGUGAUUAUUAUAAUAUAAAGGAAUAUUCAUUGAAACCAAAAUAUAAUGAAAAGGAAUCAAAUUAUAAUAUAUCAGAUGAGGUCAUAGAUCUUAAUAAAAAUAGUAAUUAUAAUAAAUAUGAAGCAGACGAAAGAAACAAUAUGUUAUAUAAUAUAAAUGAAGGACAUGAAAAAAAAAAUAUAUAUAACAUGGAGAAAAAGAAAAAAAAAAAUAUUGAAGAUUAUAGUUCAGAUGAAUUUUCUUAUUUUGUUAAUAAAUCUUUUAUACAUUUUGAAAGUAAUAUGAGAAAAAAGAAUUAUAACAAGAAGAUUAUGCAAUUAAAUAUGAUAGGUUCAUAUAAAGACUGUAACAAUAUAGAUAUAUUAAAUAAUGGUAGUACUAAUAGUAGUACAACUACUACUACUAAUAGUUGUAGUAGUAGUAGUAGUUGUUAUAAUAGUAGCUGUGAUAUUACUGAUGUCAACAACGAUAUUGAUAAUAAGAGAGGUGAUAAAAGAGUUCUUAAUAAUUAUGAAAGAAAUGAUGAUAGAUGUAAUACAAAUGUAAAUAGAAAAAAAAAAAAUAAUAAAAUAUGUUUUUCUAUUAAUAAUUUGAAUAAUAAUAAUUCGGAAAAUUUUCUAUCUCUUUUAAGUAAUGCUGAUAUAAGAAAUGUUCGAAAGAACGAUGAGAAAAUGUUUUAUAUACAAAAUGAUGAGUAUUUAUAUAGACAUAAUAAUAAUAAUUAUUAUAAUAAUGAUAUAUAUAAAAAUAUAAUGGGACAUAAAAAAGAUGAAUAUAAAAUAUAUUCUAGGUUAUUAAAAAUGCCAUAUGAUAAUUCAUGUUGUUUUAUAAAAUAUAAAGCACAUUAUGAAUUUGAUGAUAAUAAAAAAAAUAAAGUAAAAAAAGAAAGAGACAAGGAACUAAAACAAAGGAAAACACAAAUUAUGUGUUUACCAUUAUAUAUUAGUAUAGUAGGUGGAUUAGAUAUAUUUUUAUAUAAAUAUUAUAAUUAUAUAUGUAAUAUGUAUAUAAAUCCUUAUUUUUAUAUGAACACAUAUUAUUUUGAAAAAUAUAUUCUCAAGAAAUAUUAUAAAAGCAAAAAUGAGGUUAACGAUGAUCAUAAUAAUAAGUAUGAUAAUAGUAAUUAUAUUAUGAAUUGUCAUAAUAAUGAGAAUGUAACAAAAAAUUAUGAUAACCUAUUAAUAUAUGAUUAUUUUUAUUACAACUACAUAUUUAAUAAUAAAUUUACUACGUAUGAUAGUUUUAAAUGUGUUCGUAAUAAAAGAAUAAGAAGCCAACGUUAUAUAAAAUUUUUUAAAUGUAGCAAUGAAGUAGAUAGGGAAUAUAUAAAUAAGAAAAGUAAUAAUCAUAAACAAGAAGAAAUCGAAAUGGAAGGAACAGACAAUGAGAAAAAAUAUAUAAUAAAUCAAGAUAAUGAUAAUAAAAAUGAAAUGGAUGAUAAAAAAAAUGAAAUGGGUGAAAAAAAAAAUAUAAUGGGUGAUAAAAAAAAUGAAACGGAUGAUAAAAAAAAUGAAAUGGCUGAUAAUAAAAAUGAAAUGGCUGAUAAUAAAAAUGAAAUGGCUGAUAAUAAAAAUGAAAUGGGUGAUAACAGUGUUUCUUCUUUUAUAUCAUCUUUGUCAUAUGAAGGAAAGGGAAAUAAAUCUAAAAUAAAAGACAAUAAUAUAAACAAUAAUAAAUACAAUGAUAAGGAAAGAAAAAAAAGAAAUGACUUAUCUAAUUUUAAUGUGUGCACAAAAUAUUACAAUAAUUCAAAAGCCCAAGAUAAAAUAAAAAAUGACAAUUAUAAAUUAAUAUGCUCAUCUAACGAAUAUAAUAAUGAAAAGAAUAUGUCACCUUAUUAUUUCUUUUAUAUGGAUGAUGAUUUAAGCACAGAUGAUGAAGAUUAUAGAUUAAAAAAAAAAGAAAUAAAUGACAUAUUUAUAUUAAAAAGGGAUUUAUUUGUAAUUGAUUAUCUGCAUAAUUAUUUUAAUUUUUCUGUAAUAAGAAAGAUGAAAAAUAUGAUAGAAGAUAUGUUUUAUAAUUACAAUUUGAAUCUUAUGUAUGUAAAUAGGAAUAUUCAAAUCAGUGAGUUGGAUCAUGAUAUAGAACAAAAAUGUGAGAAGAAAAAUGGAAUCUACAUAAACAUAUACAAUAAUAAUAAUGGUGAUACUACUAAUAAUGGUGAUACUAAUAAUAAUGGUGAUACUGAUAAUAAUGGUGAUACUAAUAAUAAUGGUGAUAAUAAUAGUAAGAUGUAUACUAUUAAGCAUAUGAAAGAAGACACAAUUAAUGAAUGCAAAACAAAUGAACUAUCAAAUAAACAAGGAAGUUUAAAUAAGGCAUAUACAAAUUUAAAAGAAAAGGAUAAAGAAAUAAUGAAAAAAAAUGAAACAUAUUUGAUUGAAAUAAUAAAUAACAAGAAAAAGACUAAUAUAAAGAAUGAAGAAAAAAUAAACAGAAAUAAUUGUCAUAAUAUAUUUGAUAACAGUUCAAUAAAAGAAGAAUUAAUAGAUAAGAAAAAGAUUCAAUUAUCUAUGACAGUAAUAAAUUUAGAAUAUUGGAAACCUGAAAAUUUAAAAGAAGAAGAUGGGAAUAUUAUAAAAAAGAUGAUUCCUAGUUUUAUAGAAACAUAUUUUGAAACUAUUAAUAAUAUAUAUCAAAUAGAACAUACAGAUAAAUAUUUAAUUUUUUUAUAUGAAUUAUGUUAUAUAGAUUUAUGUAUUAAUAAUUAUUUGUUUACAAUGAAAUUAUCAGAUGGAUUAUUAUUUUUAUUUAUAAGUAAUUUAGAAAAUCAGAUUAUAGAUUUAUAUAAAAAGAAUUUAUUUUCUAAUAAUAUUAAAAAUAUGAACCAUAUAUAUAAUUAUGAAUAUACUUUUAUAUCAUCUAAUUAUAAACAUAAAGAUAAAUAUAGGGAACAAACAAUGCAUAUAAUUAUGAAUGAAAAUAUUGUAUUUUACGAUUUUCAUUUGAUAAAAAAUUCAAAAGACUUGGAUAUUGUAACUAAGAAAACAAGUUCUAAAAAAGGAAAUAUCCUUGGUAGUAAAAAGGACACGAAUAAAUUGAAAAGGUGUAAUAUAAAUGAUAAUAAUAGUAAUAACAUAUAUGAUGAUAAUAAUAAUAAUAAUAACAUAUGUGUUGAUAAUAAUAAUAUAUGUGUUGAUAAUAAUAAUAUAUGUGUUGAUAAUAAUAAUAUAUGUGUUGAUAAUUAUAACAUGUGUGAUGAUGAUGAUAAUAAUAAUAAACAUAAUGUCCUGUGGUGGAUACCAAAAAGAAUAAGCGACAAUGUUAACGAUCUUAAAAAUGAUAAUACUCCUGCGAUAAACAAAAAAAAAAAAAAAAAAAAAGAAGAAGAAGAAGGAGGAGGAGAUACUAAUAUGAUUAAAAUAGAACAAUAUUUUGAAUAUAUACCAUAUGGUACAAAAAAUAAUGAAGAGAAGAAAAAACAAAAAAAAAAAAAAAAAAAAAAUUAUGAAAAAGAUAAAGAAAUAAUAGACAUUUUAGAAGAAAAAGAUAAUAUGAUGAGAGAAGAAAAUUCAUAUACAAAAUUGAAUACAAAUUAUGGUUUGAAAGAAAAGAUAAUAGAAUUAAAUAAAGAGAUUUCAAUUAAUGUGUCAUCAAAUAAUAAUAUAUGUAAUAAUGUUGAUAUAAUAAAAAUUAGUAACCCUUUAAAUAAACAAAUAUCGAAAGAAAAUUUUUAUUAUAAACUGAAUUUCUUAAAAGAAUAUGAAGAAAAAGAAAAGAAGAAAAUUAUAAACGAGAAAAAUAUUAAUGAUGUGUAUAUCAAAUUAUUUUUUACAGAAGAUUUUUUAAUUCAAAAAACAAAUAUUCCAGAAAAAUUUAUAAAAGAUAUAUUAAAAAAAUUAACACGUAAAAAAUUUUUACAGAAAAAUUCUUUUAAAGUUAUGAAUAAAAAGAAUAAUAAAACAACACAGUUUUUUGUAUAUUCUUUAGGACAUUUUGAUGAUCAUAAUAUUAUAGAUUUUGAUGAUAAUAAAAUAAUAAAACAUACUCAAGAACACUUCUUAUCAUCACAUUUGGAUAUACAAAUGUUACAAGAAAAUAAACUACAGCAAAAUAUACAUUAUAAUAACAUGAGUAAUAAAUAUAAUCAUAAAAAGGAUAUACAAAUGUUUAAUGCUCAUCCUUAUGAUUCUUUUGAUAAUGGUAUUGAGAAAGGUAAUACAAAUAUUAUAUAUGAAAACAAAAAAAUGAAAACAACAAAUUUAUUAGAAAAUAAUAUACAUAGAAAUAGUUUAAAUAAUAUAACUAGUGUAUAUAAUGAAAGGCAACUGUGUAGUAGUAAUAGAAAUGGUAAUAUAAAAAGUAAUGUAAAUUAUAAUAUAAAUGAUGAUAUAUAUGGCAAUUUAUAUAAUAAUAAAUAUACUAUAGUUGAAGAUAUAAGUGAUGUAAAUAAAAAUAUUGUUAUUGAAAAAAGUAUGAUUAAACAAAAGGAUAAUCAAUUAUCACAUAAAAACCAUAUGAUGUUAAUAAAUAAUAAUAUGUCUUAUAUAAAUUAUGAUCUAUCAUUUAAUAAAAAUAAUCUUUUUACAUAUGAUAAUUUAAUAAAUAAUAAUGUAAAGAAAAAUAGUCAUAUUCAAAGUGAUUUAAAAAUAAAGAACACUAAUAAUUAUAUAGAUAAUAGUCAUACAAUUAUAGAUACUAAUAUCUCUAUAUUAUGUAAUAAUAAUAAUAAUAAUAAUAAUGAUUGUAAUAAAACAGGUGUAAAAGAUAUUAUAUGUAUUAAAAAUAAUAAUAUUGUAGAUAGCGAAGAAAUAAAUAAAAUAGAAACAAAAAAACAACAAAAUAUUAAUAAAAAUUUCAAAGAAAAAAAAAAUAAUAUUACUAAUUUAUUAUUAUAUAUUAAUAAUAGUAAAAAAACUCAUAGUCAUGUUAAUACGAAUAUAGGAGUAAAUAAUGAUAAUCAAUUAAAUAAGCAAAAUAAUGAACUUGUAGAUUAUUUUUUGGAUGAUGUAGUUACUGACAGUGAUGAAGAAAAAACACUUCAAAAGAGACGAACAUUUGAUAAUUUAAAUCUUGAAGAAUCCUACGAAUUUUAUGAAAGUGAAAUUUUAAGAAUCACAAAAGAAAGAAUGAAUAAAAUGAAAUUAGAACCUGGAAAAAAUACAUCCACUCCCCUUUUCUUAAUUAUUAAUAAUUUAAAUAAAAUAUUAACAGAAAAAAAAUCAAAACAUAUAUCACAAAAAGACGUAUUAGCAAUUUUAAAUAUAAUGAUGAAAAAUAAUAAAAUCGCAAGAAUAGGAGGCAAUUGGCAACCCACAUAA
Molecule: messenger RNA, 14454 nt
Organism: Plasmodium adleri (nom. inval.)
Lineage: Eukaryota; Apicomplexa; Aconoidasida; Haemosporida; Plasmodiidae
Product: conserved Plasmodium protein, unknown function
Exons: 2
Coding region: 1-14454 (4817 amino acids)
Source: RefSeq, a predicted model, not a curated record